Molecule: messenger RNA, 6237 nt
Organism: Temnothorax curvispinosus
Lineage: Eukaryota; Metazoa; Arthropoda; Insecta; Hymenoptera; Formicidae
Gene: ci
Product: transcriptional activator cubitus interruptus
Exons: 12
Coding region: 1-4188 (1395 amino acids)
Biological process (GO): regulation of transcription by RNA polymerase II
Cellular component (GO): nucleus
Molecular function (GO): DNA-binding transcription factor activity, RNA polymerase II-specific; RNA polymerase II cis-regulatory region sequence-specific DNA binding
Source: RefSeq, a predicted model, not a curated record
AUGAGUGGAAGAAGAAGAAAGUCGCGGAUGAAUCGCGUGCGCGAGACGGAGAGCCCGAAUUUCGAGGGGACGGUAACAAAGAAGAGUGAAAAUAAGAGAUUAUCCAGCUCGACGGCAAUUGGAACACCCGGUAACGGCAGCGGGGGUGGCGGCGGAAGCGGCAGCGGAGGUGGUGGAGGCGGCGGUGGAGGUGGGACUGCCGGCAACGGGACUUCCGGUGGUGAUUUUCUACGUAGAAGUCAUCCCCUCGCGGAACAUACGGCCCUACAUCCCGCUUACCGGAUCAACUACAUGGACCACCUCUACCAUCAACUCCAGGCCUCCACGCACAGUCCCAACACCUCACUACACGGACUGGGUGGUUUGGGGCCCGAGUACCUCUUACACGCGGCAGGUCCUGCCAGCACCCUCGCAUCGUCCGAAUUCCCGUUCUCCAUUGAUGUUUCAGCAUCGUCGCGACUAGGAAGUCCGCGAGCCUCAGCGAUCAGGGCGAGUCGGAAAAGAGCGUUGAGCAGUUCACCGUAUUCGGACAGGUUCGACAUCGACAGCAUGAUUCGAUUUAGCCCUAAUAGCUUGGCGUCCAUCGUCAACGGUUCACGAAGUAGUAGCGCGAGCGGAAGCUACGGACAUCUCUCCGCUGCAAUGAGUCCAGCGUUAGGCAUGCAUCCCAGCAUGGCGCCGCACCUGCAGCAGCUACAGGCCCACAUUUUGAGGAGUGCGGCCGCGGCGGCGCUUUUACCUCACACGCACUCCUUGCAGCCACCCGCACCACCGCCGCCACCGCCGCAUCCUCAUUCUCACCCCCAUACCCACGGACUGUCCUCUCAUUCGCAAUUGUACCCCGGUGUGCCGCCUCAUUCCACGUCGUCGGCGACGCUCAGCCCGCACGGAGUUGGAGUGCCCCCGAAAAGUGAGAGCGUAGAGUCAUGUCGAAAAGCGUCGGAAUCAUCGACUCGCUCGGUGACGGCCGAGGCCGACACUUCCUCAAGGCGGGCCGCUACCAAAGUCAAGAGGGAACCGGCGACAACGACCACCAACGCGACCACCACUACCGCCCCACCGACUCACCCUCAAGGUCUUAGUCCUAGUGAGGAUCUCAGAGACGAACCUGGUGACUUUAUCGAAACGAAUUGUCAUUGGAGGGACUGCGGUCUCGAAUUUCCUACACAGGACGAUCUCGUGAAACAUAUCAACAACGAUCACAUACACGCCAACAAGAAGAGCUUUGUUUGCGGUUGGGAGGAAUGCUCGAGGGAGGAAAAACCCUUCAAGGCUCAGUACAUGUUGGUCGUGCACAUGAGAAGGCAUACGGGUGAAAAACCACACAAGUGUACCUUCGAGGGUUGCUUCAAAGCCUAUUCGCGACUGGAGAACCUCAAGACUCAUCUCAGAUCUCAUACCGGCGAGAAACCGUACACCUGCGAGUAUCCUGGCUGCAGCAAAGCCUUCAGCAACGCCAGCGAUAGAGCAAAGCAUCAAAACAGAACGCACUCCAGCGAGAAACCGUACAUUUGCAAAGCUCCCGGCUGUACGAAGAGGUACACGGAUCCGUCGUCGUUGAGGAAGCACGUUAAGACUGUUCACGGCGCCGAGUUUUAUGCGAACAAGAAGCACAAGGGCGGCAACGGUGGUGACGGCGGUGGCAGCGACGAGGCCGGCGCGGGAGGUAACAGCCCCAGCAGGAGUGAGGAUUUACCUCCGAAGACACCCAGCCUCUCAAGUCCCAGCGUCAAAUCCGAGAGCGAGGCGAACAGUCCGCCCGGGAUCAUGCAGCAGCAGGGUAGUCCGCUGGUGGGUGGUUGUAACGACGAGGUCGCGGGAAUGGGCGCUCUCACCGGUGACGGAAUCGCCCUCGCCGAAGAACCGUGGAACGAGGAACCCGACGACUUGGACAUCGCCGAUCUUCCUGUAGCGCUACGCGCCAUGGUCGGCGGUAUGGAAUCGCAGCAGCAAUUGCAAGUGCCGGCACCCACGUCGAGAAAUCGGCUGAAAGGAAGACUGAACGUCAAAGGCAUGCCGAACAUGCCGAUCGGCGUAGCGAACAUGCGCGGGAUUCACGGUGUCGUACCUCAGGGUAAUAUCGGUGACCUCAAUAAGAGGAUUACCGAUUUGAAGAUGGAGGGUGGCGGCGGCCAGACACGGCAGACAAGUCUGUCGGAUCUUCAACUGAGGUUGCAGCCGUUCGGUGAGCCGCGAAGGGACAGCAACAGCACCGUCAGCACUUAUUACGGCAGUAUGAGAUCGGCGGAUCUCAGUAGCCGAAGGAGCAGCCAGGCGAGUGUCGUUAGCGCCGUUAGAAUGGGCCCAGGACCGGAGAGCUUCUACGAUCCGAUCAGUCCGGGUACGUCUAGGCGAAGCAGCCAGAUGAGCACCGCUUCUAGCAGGAUCGAUCAGAAUCAUCUUCAGGGGCCUUACUCGACGAAUAAUCUUGUCGUUCAAACGCAAAAUAUGUCCCUACAGAGCAUUCAGGGGAUGCCAAGCGACUGGAAUAAUCCGAGCGGUCAUUGUACUCAACCGUCGAGUGACCGACGAAUGUCCGAACCCAUUCGUAGUAACCCGGCCCAAAGGACUUCUCCUCCGAUCCCGCUCAGGCCAAGAUCGGCACAGCUGCCCGAGCUUCAGCCCGAGCUUCAUCCCAAUCAGGAGGUGAUUCUGGAUGAAGUGGGCGAAGGUGAAAUGGUGGAAAACAAGCUAGUUAUUCCCGACGAAAUGAUGCAGUAUUUGAAUCAGGUUCAAGCGGGUGGAAAUCAAGUCAGUUAUCGCGGUAGUCCUCUACCGAUCUGCCAAUCGCCGAUAUGCACGAAUCCUCUGCAUUAUCAGCGACAGGUGCAGCCUACGUGCAAUUACAACCAAUCGCAUCAGUCACAUCAACAGAACUGUUAUUCUUCUCAGCAAGUCGUUCAACAACCCUGUCCGAACUAUCAAAAUCCCUCGUCUGCGUCUUACGGCCAGUGUCCGAAUUCACGUACGACUCAACCUCCGUCGCAGUAUUGCCCGCCGCCAAAUUAUGGGUCUCAAGUCACUGGCGGACAAGUGGCAAGUCCAGCCGCGGGUCAAGUCAUGUCACCGAGUUCUCAUUAUGCCUCGGCUCACUUAAGCGAUCAGCCGUUGACAUCUCCCGCGGCUGGCGCGUUAGCGCCGCAGCACGCGCCGCAAAACCUGCCCCAGAACUCUGCCCAACUUUCCCGAAAUUGUCCUCAGAACCACUCGCAUCAUGGUUACUAUUCGGGUUACGGUUGCGCGGGUCAAAUGAACGCGAACUGCAAUGGCACCGGUGGCCCAGCCGGUCAUCAUUCUAAUCAGACUUGCACAUCAUCCAAUCACACCGUACAGAUGCGGCUAACGAACAAUUGUCAGCAAUUAUCGCCGCAUUGCACUCAGCAGACUGCGCCCAUGACCAAUCCGCCAGCUAUUGCUCAUCCGAACGCUCAGUGCAGCCAAUCCUCUGGUCAAUGUACGAGGCCUAUGGCAACGUCCAACAGUCAAAUGCCCAACGUACACUCUGCCCAACAGUCUCCAGUGGCUAAUCAGUGCGGUCCGAUGUCACCCCAUUGUUCUCAAUUGAAUCAUGCGAACCAGGGGAAACCGAUAAAUACGCUCACGACAAAUCUUCAAAGCUGUCAACAGCAGACUCAACAAUCGGCCACAGCGCCCUGCCUGCAAGUCAACAACUGUAUUCAUCCCAGUGGUGCGCAUCGGCAGGUCAACGACGGUAGCGGCGGGUCAAAGAGAACGUCACCACAACUUUGUAACGCUCAGCAGACUAACUGCAGAAUGCAACAGCAGCAACAAACCUGCGCGCAUAAUUGUCAAACUCGCACGAAUCCUCCUGCUCAGUACAACUGCAAUUGCGCAUGGACUUAUGGAAAUCAAUGUUAUCACGAUCAACAUGGUGGACCGUUGCCGGAAAUACAAUGCAGAGAUAUUAGCCAGUCGCAACAAGGCUCGCCGAUAAAGCCGCCUCAAGGUAUGCGACAAGACUCCUACCGCAGAACAUUGGAGUACGUCCAGCAAUGUAGGAACUGGUCCGUCAACGCUCAAACCCACGAGACCAACGUCUCCAGCUCGACGCAUCCUUUGUCGUUGCCGCAACCUUUGCCAGCUAGCGCCAAUAUGGUUGUCAAUGAUAUGACAUCUUCGCUUAGCUCUUUACUAGAAGAAAAUAGAUAUUUACAAAUGAUUCAAUGACCCCAUGUCUAUUAACGAGAAGCAUCAAUUAGUUUUAUCGAUCGAUGAAACAGUCGCGCUUAAACAGUUUUCCACUUGAUUAUUACAUUAAUAACAUAUAAUCUUUAAUAUAUAAUUUGAAUGAAAUUAAAAUAUUAAAAUUAUUAGACACAAAAGAUCCAGUCCGAUCUUGUAUUGGCAUUUCUUAUUUACUUGAUUAUCAUCAUAAUCGGUACAUGACUCUCUUAAUAUAAAAUAUUAAAUAUGAAACAUUUAGCAAAAUUUAUGACGCUGAUGAUAGCUUCAUGUAGAUGCGGUCGAUUCAUAAUUUGCAGAUUUUGACACCUCAUAUGUCUUUAUCUCAUAUAUUUAAAGAUUGUGAAUGAGAAUCCGAAGUAAUUCGUUUUGAGAACAAUAAAUUAAUACAUUUGAUAAAAUUUAAAAUAGAGCGUGGCUUUGUAUAGAAACGGUUGAUUCGUAAUUAAUAGAUUCCUGGGUUCAGUCUUGACUCUUAUCCGAUAUAUGUUUCAGUUUAUAAAAGGUUUGUUAAAGAUUUAAGUUUUGAGUAAAGUAUGAAGUGAUUGUAAAUUGUAACACGUUUUCGUGUUACUAAUGCAUGUAUUUGGCGAAGUUUAGUAUAUACCGUGAUAAAAAAUAUUGAAAGAUAUAACUAAAUAAAAUCAAUUUUAAAUUUGAUUUGAGUGAUCUACUCUAGUGAUGGGAUUUAGUUGUAAUUUUUGGCCCGAUUUUUAACAAUUAUUAUUUUUCUUUUACCAUUUGUAUCUUACAAUUAGCGACGAGUUACUAGACGUAACUAAAAUGCAUAACAUUCUGUUUUAGGAAUGAACGUAUUAUAAGUUGGGUAGGAUUAUACUCUUCCGCAGGUUAAUAAGACCCUCUUUGAUAUUUUUUUUUAGAGAAUUUAAUUUUAAAUAUAAAUAUAAUAAAAAUUAUAGAUACAAGGAGAGAUUUAGAUAAAAAAUCAAGAAGUAAAAGCAUUAAUCAUGAUGAAGGGAAAAAGUUUAUAUCCAAAUCGGAAUGGCAGAUAGAGCUAUUUUAUAUAUUGGAAAUAAGAAAAAUAUUGCAAUAUAAAUAAAUUCAAUGAUAAAUUCUCACUCUUAUAUAAAUAUUAAAAGAUUAAAUCGCUAACUUCGCUGCAGUUCGUAUAUCAAGAUUUUGUGUUGCUAAUCGAAGCUGAUACGGUCAUAAUCUAAUGGGGAUUUAAUGGAGACACAGAAGCAUUCAACAUGCGAGCAGACAAUGCUUAUGUCUUUAUUUUAUUUGCAUAGAUUUCACUCUUCAUUUCAUUCCAAAUAAAAAUCCAAUAGAGCGAAGUCGAAAGACUUCAGUGGAGUGAGUGAGAAUCUUGCUUCAACUCGUUCUAUCUCAGAAACUAUUCCGAAUUGGAAUCAUGUUUAUAUGAACUUUCUUUUACUAGGAUUAUGAUUAUCAUUUUUCGUAUUAAUCUCUCCUGCUGAAUCACCUUAAAUACAGCACGUUGAAAAAUGAUGUAAACACAUUCGGGGGAGACCAGGGGAACAAGAUCAUUUUCCAGCAUCCUAUAUAAUUAUUUAUACCUAUAUUUAUGAUAACAUUAUAAAAUAUAUUAUAAUAAUUAUAAUAUUAUAAUUUUAAUAUAUAAUUAUAAUUGUAAAAAAAAAAAACUUUUGGAUGAAGACCUUAAGAGCACUUACAACUAUUUGUUAGAAAAACGAUUCCAAAAUAAGAAAGAUACAGAUCCUAUUGUAUUUAUCUAUAUAUAUUCACUAAAUCCCACCACUGAUCUAUUCAGCAAAAAUCGACACUGUUUUUAAACAGCAAGAUUAGUUUUAUAACGUUAAUAUGGUUGAUGUGGUCGUUACGUUGAUAAAAAUUUUAGAGUCGCGAUGCAAGAAUACAAAGUGCCUUAAUCUUAAAUAACGCGCAUUUGAAAAGUGCCACAGUGUAAGUUAUUACAUUUGAAAAUAUCGAUUCACGACAUUAAGUACCUCGAAAAUUCCGCUCAUAGUAACUUAGAAUUUUAGAUAUUAGAUAAUAAAGAUAUUCCGUAUUUUGUCUACGGAUAAAAUA